UCAGAACGCAGUUGACUUUACCCAUUAUUCGAUCGAGUCUCACUCGGCUAUUUUCUGUUUAAAGAGUUCGCAAAGUUGUACGAAUUGUUAAUCAUGAAGUCGCUCCUAGCCGUACUCUUGCUCGCAUCCACUGUUUUGGCUCAAGAUGCGUGCAAGCCCGGAUCGUUCUUCAAGAUCGACUGUAAUAUGUGCUCGUGCUCGAUGGACGGCAGUAUUGCGGCUUGCACAAUGAUGGCCUGCCCGAAGAUGAAGGACGAACCGAAAAUUCAGCCCGUCGAUACGCUACGCAAAAGCAUGAGAUGCAAGCCCCAAAGCGUUUUCAGCCCGGAUAACUGUAAUCUGUGCAGAUGCAGCGACGAUGGCACGCAAGCCCUGUGCACCCUGAAAAUUUGCGCUCGAAGCCUCGCAGCGACACCGAAACUAAUGUGCGAGCCGAAUAAGCCGUAUCGCGAUUACUGCAACGAGUGCGUGUGCUCGAGCGACGGAACAUUGUCCAUCUGCACGAAAAUGUUCUGCGACAAAAACGUCUGGAACAAAGACGGCAGCGUGAAAAUCAACUCGAGCAAGAAGCAGCAGCAGCAGCAGCAAGUUUGCACACCGAAGAGCCGCUUCCAAGAGAACUGCAACAGCUGCUUCUGCUCCGACGACGGCCUGUCGAAAUUCUGCACGAUGAUGGACUGCGACGCCCUCAAACUGCCCACGAGGCAGCAAAAACAGAUCUGCUCUCCUCGCUCGACCUUCGUGGAGGAGUGCAACACUUGCGUCUGCUCGGAGGAUGGACUGAGCAAGGCCUGCACGAUGAAGUUCUGCGCCAAAGACAACAGCGAAAUCGUCGACGAGGCGGCCGAGCAACAAUGCCAACCUGGCAUGACUUAUAGUCCGGACGGAUGCAAUACCUGCAUCUGCAACAAAUACGGCACGGCGUCGGCUUGCACCUUCAAACUCUGCGUCAACGAUGCGAUAACCAUCACGAGGGAUGAGCCAAACGUACGAGCUUGGGGUCCUAAAUACAAUCAAGGCGACUCGUGCACUCCCAAUUCCGCUUUCUACAGCGAGUGCAAUCAAUGCGUCUGCUUGAAGGACGGCAAGAGUGCCUACUGUACGUUCAUGUGGUGCGGGGCUCUAUCUGGAUUACACUAAUUUCAUAAUUCAUAAUUAGUUAGGCCUAGAAUAUUUAAAAAAUUAUAUUUGUUUCAAAUACAGAUAAUCGAUGUAAUAUAUGAAACGACGCGAACAAAAUUUUCAUGCAUAGCAAAGUUCAACGAUCGUUCAUACAUGCAUCAUCUGUCAAUUUCGAUCUAAAUUAGAUUGCUUAGCGUGUAAGGAUCAAGUCACCUAUAGUGAUAAAGACUGAUUGGCGAAAAUGUUUUAGGUUUUUCAUUUUUAUUGUACAUAUAUAGAAAUAUUUGUUUGUUAAUAAAAAAUUUUAUAUACAUUUUUAUGUAUGAAUUAUAGCUAA
Messenger RNA from Trichogramma pretiosum, 1459 nucleotides. RefSeq lists its product as uncharacterized. Lineage: Eukaryota; Metazoa; Arthropoda; Insecta; Hymenoptera; Trichogrammatidae. The transcript has 5 exons. The coding region runs from base 94 to 1140 and encodes 348 amino acids. Gene Ontology annotation, molecular function: peptidase inhibitor activity. The record is from RefSeq and is a predicted model, not a curated record.